This is a messenger RNA of Dinoponera quadriceps, 6831 nucleotides long. RefSeq names its product serine-rich adhesin for platelets (gene tn). The transcript is spliced from 18 exons. Gene Ontology annotation, molecular function: metal ion binding; translation repressor activity; ubiquitin protein ligase activity. Lineage: Eukaryota; Metazoa; Arthropoda; Insecta; Hymenoptera; Formicidae. Gene Ontology annotation, biological process: protein polyubiquitination; proteasome-mediated ubiquitin-dependent protein catabolic process; negative regulation of translation. Bases 254 to 5875 code for a protein of 1873 amino acids. The record is from RefSeq and is a predicted model, not a curated record.
CCGGAUCAUCAGCAGGGUGUCCCGACAUUCGCAUCGUGACAGUGUACCCGAGCCGGAUAACGCUCGCGCUCCGACGGACUCGCACACGAACACGGUAAAAACAAGCGGAUAGAGAUAGUUCGGGAGAAGAGAAUAAUCGUAAAAAAGGGGACGGUACUCCGACGAGUCCUCGAGUCGCGGAACAAGGGUGUCUCCCGGUCUCUCGAAGCUCGCGCCUAACUCGGAUUACUUUGAAGCACAUUUUCAAUGGGGCAUGGAGCAGUUCGAGCAGCUGCUAACCUGCGCGAUCUGCCUGGAUCGAUACAGAAAUCCGAAGCUCUUACCAUGCCAGCACAGCUUUUGUAUGGAGCCGUGCAUGGACGGCCUCGUCGAUUACGUUCGUCGACAGGUCAAGUGUCCGGAAUGUCGCGCCGAACAUCGUAUACCGUACCAAGGCGUGCAGGCCUUCCCGACCAACGUGACUCUGCAACGCUUCCUGGAGCUGCAUAUCGAAAUCACGGGCGAGCUGCCGGACCCGACCAGCGGCCAGACGAUGGAACGCUGCGGCGUCUGUUCCGAGAAGAGCUACUGCGCCCUAUGCGUACACUGCGAGAAGAAAUGCUGUCCCGAGUGCAAGGACGCGCACAUGGACAUCCUGAGGCGCGAAAUCACGCGCAUCAAUUCCCAGGUGCGCCGGGGUCUGCAUAGGCUGCAAGACGCGUUGGCCCUAGUGGAGAAAAACACAUUGGGUCUGCAAACAAACUGCGCCUCGGUCGCCGAAGAGGUGGACGAGAUUUAUCGGAGGCUGAGCAAGGCUCUGAAAGACCGCACGGAACAUCUGCGUAACGAGGUCGAUCGAUACCUCGGUGCCGAGCUCAGAGGCCUGAUUCAGCUCAAAGAGAAUCUCGAAUUGGAAAUCGCGAAUAUCCAGAGCAACUGCGAUCUGGCGGAGGCGCACAUAAACGAAAACGUACCGUGGGACGACGCCGAGCUGCUGGACACAAAGGAACUCUUCCUACGUACCGUGGAAUUUAUCAGGAACUUCGAGUACGAGGCGGGGGAUUACAGCCGGCGUGUCCGCUUCGUGAUGGCGCACGAUCCGAAUCAGCUUGUUCUACACGUGGCGGGUUAUGGCGAAUUGAACAUUAAACCCGAGAGCGGGAGCGGCGGAUUGCUCGGCAGCUCCAGCUGUUUAGCCCCACCUGGGGGUUCGCCCGGCCUUAUGAGGAGCAAGAGCGAUCACCGUCUUGCCUCGCAGUACAGACAGCAAGAAGAGGAACGGCUGGCCAGGAAUCGAUACGUGCCUGAAUACGAGUACGAUGCGCCCGAGUACGAAGUGCCCAGGAACAAAUCCCGAUAUAGGAGCCGAUUCAUGCGUCACCGCGACGGAGACGAUUCCGACGGCGACUCCCGGUCAACGGUGAGGUUCACGUCGUCGCGGGAGGAACCGUCGGCUUUGCGGGAGCGCGUCCUGGACACGGAGGACGCCGCGCGCGGGCCCCUUUCCGGCAUCUUUCGCCUCACGGACUCACCGCGGGUCAUGAAGAAGCUUCAAGAGUGUGAGCGUGCCGGCAAGAGGAAGAAGGAGGAACCGGCGAGCCAGCAAACGGUGGUACAGCAGCCCCAACCGCCCAAGCCUCAGGUGCAAGUGAGAAAGGUACCGAGCGCGAUGGCGAGACAAACCAGCGAGGACGACGAGAUCUCGAGGAUCAAGAAGCAGAACAAGAACGCCGCGGCGGCCACCCACACCGACACGGUGGAGGAGAGACAGCCGACGGCGCCUGCUCCUCCGGUUCAUCCGCCACCGAGGGAACUCCCGGAGCGGGAGGUCGAGGAACCGGUCAGGCGGCCGGCUAUCGCCAGGAGAACUUCGGCGGAAACUCAUGCUCCCCCCGCGGCCAGGAGCGCCUCGUCGGACUCGAGCACCGGCUCCGAGAGUUCGACCGGAUCGGGCAUCCGCAACACGGGCGCGCCCUUUACGGCCGAGGAGAUGAAGCAGAAGUACCUGUCGAGGGCGCCGCCGACCAACACUACCACCACCCUGUCGACCGGGCCGUCUGUCACCUCCACGACCGGCAGGGAGUCGAACAUCAGCGCGGCGACGACCAGGCCGUUUCAGAGUCGUUUUUUAGGCGCAGGUAAUCGUGCGGCCCCACCACCACCAAUCCAAACGCCACGAGAAGAGCCGGCCCCGAAGAAGAAGGAGGAAGAGGAGGACGAUGACGAAGAGACGAGCAGCUCGUCCGAGGAGACGGAGUCGGAUACCGAGGAGUCGGAAACGGACGUUCAUCCGCCCAACGCUGUUCCGUCCUCAACCUCCAGCGUUCCACAGGAUCGUCAGAGGAAUGAAUCCGCCAUGGCCCGCACUGACAUAGGACCUCUGCUCGCUCGUAGCGCCGAGGCUAGGAGGGGAAGUAAAGAGGAUUCGCCUUCCACCAGGUAUUCGUCGCCGAGGGGGAGCCCCGCGCAUUCCGUGACGAGCCCGACGAUGACGACGAUGACGAGUCCGGGCGGCGGCGGCGGCGGCGGCAUUGGCGGCGGCGUUGGCGUGGGCGUCGCGACGUCGACGGCCACGCCGGGCGGCUACACCAGCAGGACGUUUAGUGACGGUACCGACGUAAGAUCGGCCGGUCGCGUCGAGGACGAUAUAGUAAUCGCGGCUACUACUACUACUACCACUACUAUUACUGCUACUACUACCACUACCACUACUACCACUACAAUCGCGGAUUACGCUUUUAACGCCGACUACGGGGACGCACUGAGGCAGGUUAUACCGCCACCGACGAACACUACCCCGCAAACGGACGGUAUUACGGACACCGACAACAAAUCGACCACCUCAUCCUCCUCCCACCUCGCGAUUAGCCCCGAAAGUCUCAUGGAGGGUAGCCGCGGUAGUCGGGUUGCGAGCGUGGCCGAAGACGACGCGUUAGUGGACGGUCGUUCGGGGAACGAUGAGGUCUCAUUGGUGAGCGGUCGCGACCGGCAUGAAAGCGUCGCGACCGACGACGACUCCGCGACGAGGACGCGCGACACCGUCAUGCCCGAGAAGCGUGAAUCCGAGGACACGCCUGUUCGGGCGCCGCUCGAGGAUGAUGUGAGAAAUGCGAGUGUCGUCGAGCGGUCCGCGUCGGAUCUCUCGAGUCUGUCCGCCGAGACGAUCGACCAGAGCAGAGGCCGAUCCAAGUCCAAGGACUCCCGAGGCGUGUCCGAGAGCUCGAGCUCCGUCAGCGGGCGAACAAUGUCCGACAGCGAGUCGGAGAGCGAUUCCGAGAGCGACUCGGAGGACGAGGAAGUGGAAGAGGACGACGAGUCUCGGGACGAGAAUUGCAACUUGAAGAAAGAGAAGAAGGAGGAGCGCGGGGAUUCGGACGACGCGAGCGAUACGGAGAGCGAAGACUCCUCGAGCUCCUCCGACACCGACGGGGAGGCCACAGUGUUGAGCGUCAGCUCCAACACCCGCGCCGACAGCAGUCUAACGCAAUCGGACGACGUGCGCUACGAGAGGGACCUGAAGCGCCGCAGCGCCUCGAUAAUCGACGAGAGGAGUAUCGAGGAGAUGUUCGACGACAAUGGCUGGGUGAUCACCGAGCAGGAUCUGCAGGCCGACGUGCGAACGGUGUCGGGCUUCGGAUCCGCGAGCGAUCCCAUCGAUCGGCCGGCCGAUCAACGACAGACUGAAGACACCGCCGGCGACGAGCCCAGCGAUGCAGCUGGGACUCGUCCGGAGGACGAACUCAUUCCUAAAAUCGCUGAGAGCGGUCUCGACGUCAAGAUCGCUCCCUCGAGCGAACAACGAGCACCCGAGGAGACACUUCUGCCGAGGAGCCGCGUAUACAGGCAAAGCAGCCUCGGCAAGAACGGCUGGCUGGUGUCCGACGAAUCCGAGAGCGAGUCUGACCGUGCGACCUCGCCGACUGAAGCCCCCUCCGAUGUCGUCGACGCUAAGAUCGGAGGUGUCGCGGGGCCGAUUGAGGGCGAAGUGGUUCGAGAAACCGGAGGGGGCAACAUCGAUGACAACGGGUGGGUGAUUCUCGAAGGUGGAAACGACGAAGACGACGAGGAUGACGAUGAGGACGACGACGUAGUCGGCGAAGACGCGGGGGACCGCAGCGCGGAGAGCACUACGAGCGCGACUCGUUCCCAAACGACCGACCUCGUAACGAAAAGUAACAUCGAGAACGGCGCGUUACUCGCGAACGCUACCCAGUCGAAGGGCACUGAGUCGCCCGGCGAGCACGAGGGAACGCCCGGUACCAAUAUCAGUAUACCGAUGCAAAUGGAUGCCUCACGAAUCUGUGGUGAAAAGUGCGACGCAUCGGUGGACGCCGAUGGUUGCACUCGCCCAUGGAGCUGGGAUCGAAUUAGAUCGAUGGCCGUUUCGUUCCUCAACAAGAGCAGGAGUCAGGCGGCGAUGAUGGCGUCCCGCGAGCGGGAGCGUGAACGAGACCGCGAACGGGAACGCGAGAGAGACGCGGAGGUGGACAUGGACUCGCCGUUGUCGACGAGAUCGCGCUACGCCGCGCUGAAGGAGCGCCGGCAGCGUCUGGCGCGUUCCCGGAGCUCGCACAACUUCGGCGGCGACGACCUCGACCUCGACGAGGAGCCGCCGUCGCCGACCACCCAGUCGCCGAACGCCUACCUGGCGGCCAAGUACGGUGCAGGCUCCGAGCUGGCACGCAGCCGCAGCACCCACGCGCUGAAGUCGCGCGAACCGAGCCCGGAACGCGAUCGUCCGGGUACCGAAAAGGACGGCGCGGCCUUGAGCUCGUGGGCGAGGUACCUGAAGAACAAAUACGGCAACCGCACCACCAAGGACAAAGAACCGCCCUCCUCGUCCUCCACGAUACCCUCGUCCAGCACCAGCUCGGCCUCAAGGAGGCUGUCGUUGGGCUUACCUCUCAGGCAUACCGGCCAAACGUCCUUCGAAUCUUCUGAUGACGACCAAAAAAACCCGUCAGGCUCCCCCACGUCCCCUACAGCAGCUCCCGUUAUACCCGCGGCAGCAGGUUCCUCCACUAGCAAUGGUCGGAGGAGUCAUUACCUGCUGAAGCGGCGGCAGCUGUUUAAGUUCGGGAUGCGGGGGAGCGAAGCCGGAUGCUUUACUUGGCCGAGAGGCCUCGCGGUCGGCCCGGACAACUCCAUCGUCGUAGCCGACAGUUCGAAUCAUCGUGUUCAAGUAUUCGACGGUAAUGGGAACUUCAUGAAGGAGUUCGGAACGUACGGGAGCGGUGAGGGUGAAUUCGACUGCCUCGCCGGGGUGGCCGUAAACCGGAUCGGCCAGUACAUCAUCGCGGACCGUUACAACCACAGGAUCCAGGUGCUCGACCCGUCCGGUCGUUUCCUCAGGGCUUUCGGCUCGCAGGGCACCGCCGACGGUCGCUUCAAUUAUCCCUGGGGCAUCACCACCGACGCCCUCGGUUUUAUCUACGUGUGCGACAAGGAGAACCAUCGCGUACAGGUAUUUCAAUCGGACGGCACGUUCGUGGGCAAGUUCGGCUCCUGCGGUAGCGGACGCGGCCAAUUAGAGCACCCGCAUUACAUCGCGGUGAGCAACACGAACCGGGUGAUCGUCAGCGACGGCAACAACCACCGCGUGCAGAUAUUCGACGUGAACGGCCGCGUGCUGACCUCUUUCGGCUCGGAGGGCUCGGAGGACGGCCAGUUCAAGUUCCCGCGGGGCGUUGCUGUGGACGACCAAGGCUACAUCGUCGUCGCCGACUCCGGUAACAACCGCAUACAGAUCUUCAGCCCGGAGGGCGCCUUCCUCAAGUCCUUCGGCUGUUGGGGCAGCGGCGACGGCGAGUUCAAGGGUCUCGAGGGCGUCGCCGUCACCUCCACCGGCAACAUCGUCGUCUGCGACCGCGAGAAUCACCGGGUCCAAGUAUUCUGAGCUCGUCGUUCGCAUUCUCGCGCGCGAUGUGUAUUAUGAUCAGUCACGAAAAAGGUUGUAACACUUUUUCUUCUUUAUAAGUUUCGGAACGCAUCCCGUGCCCAAACGGGGAAAUUUGUUUUUCUCAGGAGAUACAUUUUCCUAUUGGAUACACGGGGAAGAUAUUGUAGUAAAAAUUACCACAAAAUUUUAUAAUACUGGACCUUGGAAUUAUGAAUGAAAUUGUGAUAUUUGUUGUGAUCUUUAGUGAUAUGUCCAAUGAAAGACAUCACUAAAGAUUACAGCACACAUCAUAAUUUCAGUUAUAAUCUAGCAAGUAUAGUUGAACAUUAUAAGAUUUUGCGAUAAUUUUCAUUACAAUAUUUUCUUCGUAUACGAGAUGCGCUGUGAAAUUCAUGUUAGAAGAAAAGUGUUGCAACCUUCUUAUGAUUGGCCAUGUGCGAUCGGAGCGACCGCGAAACGGACGCUCGCGUUUAUUAAUUGAAUGUUAAUGACUGCGUUUAUGCAACAAUGCUAAUCCGGUUUAAGGUGUGUUCGGGGAACAAGCUAUCAGCGCUAAAGUGUUCUAUCUUUGUUUACAUCUAAUGAGGGAUAAACACAAAUUAUAACUAUGGUUGUUACUAAACUAUUGUUAAACCGGAUUAGCCGGUGUUGCCGUGUAAACGCAAUCAAUAAAGUGAGAUAAAAGUCGAGUUACAACUCCGGGUAACGUUUGACGCUCUUGGAUACUCGGUGAAAAAUCAGACCGACGACUCAAACUCGAGCGAGCACACCUGAAGCUGAGUCUCAAUGACUUUGAAUACUCUCACUUUUUUAUUUUACAGUCCAAAACACGCGAAGACUAAUAUUUAACGCAGUUGGAUGUCGUUGGAACGACUCCAAGCACUAUCCCCUCAACGGAUAAGAAUGGAAAAUAGAAAAAAAUAGAAAAAGUGUGAUUAAAACGUUAAAAAAGA